Messenger RNA from Neomonachus schauinslandi (Hawaiian monk seal), 936 nucleotides. It is a transcript of the gene SPEM1, whose product is annotated as spermatid maturation 1. Gene Ontology annotation, biological process: flagellated sperm motility; sperm individualization. The transcript has 3 exons. NCBI's taxonomy places the organism in Eukaryota, Metazoa, Chordata, Mammalia, Carnivora, Phocidae. Bases 1 to 936 code for a protein of 311 amino acids. Gene Ontology annotation, cellular component: cytoplasm. The record is from RefSeq and is a predicted model, not a curated record.
AUGGCCAUGGCUGAGCGGCCACGGCCCGGGUGGGCUUCGUAUCACAGCUCCAACACCAACAGUUGUCAGGACCUGGGCAACUCCAUCCUGUUGCUCCUGGGCCUCAUCAUCUGCAUUAAUAUUAGCAUCAAUAUGGUGACGCUGCUCUGGCGCCGGCUCCGUGGCUUCUUACACCAAGUGUUCCAUAUUGUUUAUGAGAAAGAAGCUUCUAAGUCAUCCUCACCGGGGAAGCAGCCCCAGCCUCCGAAGCAGAGCGCCCCUGCAGUCCACCUCCGAUGCACCGUGGACCCUGUGAAAAUGACUGUGACCCCCCCACCCACUCGCCACCACCGCCACCGGGGCUCUUCCGGCCGCCGUGCCCACCGCCCGGUAGCCUGGGCCCCUGACACGGACGACGACGAGAAGCCCCCACACCAGCACCCGGCAGUGUGCUCCCACCACUGGGAUCAGCCGGCAGACUGGCAGGGCUUCCAGUCCAGCCAGGGCUUCUGGGCUCCCUGGCCCCAGGAUGCCGUGGAGCCCCCUCCCCAGACCAUUCGCUUCCAGCAGACCGUAGAAGGAAGGCCCCUCAAAGGAGAGAUGCGGUCAGAGCUGGGCCUCGAGGCCUACGUGUACCCGGUGAACCCCCCGCCCCCGAGCCCACAGGCCCUGAGCCACAAGAACAGUGGGGCGGGGGCCCAGGCCGAGCUGGAGGCGUGCGCCCCCUCCCCGCCGGCCCCGCCGCCCGUCCAGGGCCCAGCCAUUGUCCCUGACAUCCCCCGGCGCCGCUCCUCGGGCCGCGUGGUCUACGACGCCCGAGACGUGCGGCGGCGGCUCCGGGAGCUGACCCGCGAGGUGGAGGCCCUGUCCCACUGUUACCCCCUGGGCUCCCCAUCCAGCAACGUGGCCGAGGGCACGGGCAAGGACUGGGUGUACCGUUCUGUGGCAGAGAGGUGA